Molecule: messenger RNA, 1512 nt
Organism: Microthlaspi erraticum
Lineage: Eukaryota; Viridiplantae; Streptophyta; Magnoliopsida; Brassicales; Brassicaceae
Source: the annotation of a GenBank genome assembly
AUGGGGAUGAUCAUAGGCUUACUUGAAAUCUUCAUAACCCUCAUUUUUGUCCUUGUCUUACACUGUUUCUUGCUCCACAAGAAGACUAAAAAGCCUUUGCUCACGAACUGGCCGGUCCUCGGGAUGCUUCCGGGUCUGAUCCUCCAAAUCCAUCGUAUCUACGACGGGACCACCGAGGUUCUUGAGGCGGCCAAUAUGACGUUUUGUUUUAAAGGGCCAUGGCUUACUGGAACGGACAUAUUGGCGACGGUUGAUCCGGCGAAUAUCCACUACAUUAUGAAUUCAAAUUUCGACAAUUACCCCAAAGGGAAGGAGUUUAAGAAGAUCUUUGAAGUCUUGGGAGAUGGGAUUUUCAACGUUGACUCGGGUUUGUGGGAGGAUAUGAGGAAAUCGUCUCAUGCCAUUUUCAACCAUCAAGAUUUCCAAAGGUUUGCGGUGAGUACAAGCGUGAGCAAACUAAGGCAAGGGCUUGUUCCUAUUCUUGAAAACGCUGUUGAGAAAAACAGCCUCGUCGACUUGCAAGAUUUGUUCCAGAGAUUCUUGUUCGACACAUCUUCCAUUUUGAUGACCGGGCAUGAUCCAAAAUGUCUCUCCGUCGAAAUGCCUAAGGUUGACUUCGGUGACGCGGUGGACGGUAUCACAGACGCGAUUUUCUAUAGACAUGCCAAGCCGAUGUUCUUGUGGAAGCUCCAAUAUUGGAUUGGUGUAGGAGUAGAGAAGAAGAUGAGAAGAGCUCUCGCGGUUUUCGAUCAGGAGCUAGGGAAGCUCAUAUCGGCUAAAAGAGAGGAGAUCAAAAGUCAUGGGACUCUCCAUGGCUCAAAAGGAGAGUUCAUGGACGUUUUAACAUAUUACAUGACCGUGGACACGACCAAAUACAAGCACUUGAAACCGAGCAGCGAUAAAUUUAUCAGAGACGCUACGUUGGGAUUCUUGAUAGCGGGAAGGGACACAACAAGCUCAGCUCUCACUUGGUUCUUCUGGCUUCUCUCCAAGAACCCUGAAGCAGUGAACAAGAUCCGACAAGAGAUUGAUGAGAAGAUGCCAAAGUAUGAUCCCAAAGAUUUAGACAAGCUCGUGUAUCUACAAGGUGCCAUGUGUGAGGCGCUAAGGCUGUACCCACCAGUCCCAUUUAACCACAAGUCACCAGAAAAACCAGACGUGCUUCCAAGUGGGCAUAGAGUCGAUGAGAACUGGAAGAUAGUCAUCCCUACUUAUGCAUUGGGAAGGAUGAGAUCUGUCUGGGGAGAUGAUGCAGAAAGUUUUAGACCGGACCGAUGGAUUUCCGACAGUGGAAGGUUAAGACAUGAGCCUUCGAAUAAGUUCUUCGCAUUUGGCUCUGGUCCAAGAACUUGCUUGGGAAUGCAUUUAGCUUUCUUGCAGAUGAAGAUAGUGGCUGUGGAAAUCAUACAAAACUAUGACAUCAAGGUCGUGGAAGGGCACAAAACCGAUCCAGUUCCGUCUGUUCUUCUUCGCAUGCAACAUGGUCUCAAAGUUAGUGUUACUAAGAUCUAG